This is a messenger RNA of Megalops cyprinoides (Indo-Pacific tarpon), 2222 nucleotides long. It is a transcript of the gene larp7, whose product is annotated as La ribonucleoprotein 7, transcriptional regulator. Gene Ontology annotation, cellular component: nucleus. The coding region runs from base 308 to 2023 and encodes 571 amino acids. Lineage: Eukaryota; Metazoa; Chordata; Actinopteri; Elopiformes; Megalopidae. The transcript has 13 exons. The record is from RefSeq and is a predicted model, not a curated record. Gene Ontology annotation, biological process: RNA processing. Gene Ontology annotation, molecular function: mRNA binding.
AUCACACAAAAGUAUCAUUUAGAAUUUGACAGCUGUUAAUACAAUUAUGUUUUGCACUUUCUUAUGUAAACUACAUGUAGGGGUUUUUUUUGUCUUUGAAUAAGUGCUUUCGUCCUUUUCAUUACUUAAGCGGUGCGGACUGUACUGUGAAGAAGGACCUGUAACGUGAGCUAAACGAAUGAAUGCAUCCACGCCAAACGGCGAGUGGCCUCGCAUUUGCAGGCUAACCGGCUAGCUAGAGAUUGUCACACUUUCAAUGUGUAUUUUGUAUUACGAAUAGUAAAGUGAGUGUCUCUCAGGUGUAAACAUGAUUGACACAGAGAAGAAGUCAGUGGGAGUUGACUCUUCUGCAAAGGAGGCCAGUGAAAAGAAGAAAGAGAUUGAGAAGAAGGAGAGUGAAAAGAAAAAGAGGUCAAGGGUGAAACAGCUGUUGGCAGAUGUGAAGAAGCAGGUGGAGUUCUGGUUUGGGGAUGUCAACCUCCACAAGGAUAGGUUCCUGAGGCAGCUCAUUGAGCAGUCAAGGGAUGGAUAUAUUGAUAUUUCUGUGUUAACCACCUUCAACCGAAUGAAAAAGAUGACUACUGAUGUCAAGCUGAUAGCAAGGGCUUUGAAGAAUUCAUCUGUAGUUGAGGUGAACCUAGAGGGAACAAAAGUACGGCGACAGCAUCCACUAGGGGAGGGUCCGAAAAACGUGGAUGAGCGGACAGUAUACGUGGAGCUGCUCCCCAAAAAUGUUACGCACAGCUGGAUAGAGCGGGUGUUCAGCAAGUGCGGCACGGUGGUUUACACCAGCGUCCCUAGAUACAAGUCUACCGGACAGCCAAAAGGCUUUGCCUUCAUUGAGUUUGAGACGGGGGAGCAGGCACAAAAAGCCAUAGAGAUGCUGAAUAACCCUCCUGAAGAUGCUCCCAGGAAAGCAGGCAUAUUCCCCAAGACCAAGAAGAACAAGCCUGUGCCUCUCCCAGUCUCAGAGGACACGGCGCACGAAGAGAAGAAGAAGAAGAAGAGGAAGAAGUCGCGCAGCAGCCGGAAGGAGUGCGCUGCUCAACCGGCACCUGAGACCAAAGAGCAGGAAGCGGAAACGGUGCCAGAGCCGUCCGACAGGAAGAGGAAGCGUGUGACGGAGGGCGCGGAGAACGAAGACGUGGACGUGCAGAAGACACCAGCCAAGCGGGAGAAGAAGAGGCGGCGGUCCCGGAGCGUGGAAGGUUCUGGAGGCGACACCCAGGACGAGAUGCCAUCCAAGAUGAGGAAGAUCAGUGAGAUAGAGGAGGCAGAAAGUGAGGUCAAAGUUGAUGGUGAUAAGAAGGAGGAGAAAGAGGAGGAGGAUGAGAAGAAAGACGAUUCUCUGCUGAAGGCCAAGAGGAAGAGGAAGAAGAAGCAUAAAGAAAGACUAAAAAUUGGCGAAGAGGUAGUUCCUCUCCGAGUUCUCUCCAAGAAAGACUGGCUGGACCUGAAGCAGGAGUAUUUAACUCUGCAGAAACGCAGCAUGGCCACUCUGAAGAAGUCUAUGAUGAGCCAGAAGGGCAAUGGGGAAAUGGAGAUUGAAUCCAGUCUACAGGACAAACAGAUUGCCAAAGAGAACACUAAACAGCCGUGUGACAAAGAAACUUCCCUCGGCCCCCAGUUUGAGAGUGGAGUCAUCGUAAAGAUCACACAUAGCCAGCCUCUACCUGGAAGAAAGUGUGUCAAGGACGCCCUGUCAGAAGUGUCUGGGGUGGUGUACGUAGACAUUCUGGAAGGAGAUGCAGAGGGGCAUGUCCGCUUCAAGACCCCCGAAGACGCCAAGGCAGUGAUCACGGCUCGCUCUGAGAUCCAAAGAAAGCACAACUGGAAACUGGAGAUCCUCUCUGGUGAUAAUGAGCAACGAUACUGGCAGAAGAUCUUGGUAGAUCGACAAGCCAAACUUAACCGUCCAAGGGACAAAAAACGAGGCACUGAAAAGCUCAUUGCCAAGGCUGAGAAGAUAAUCAUAGCCCGGGCGAAAGAGGCAAGUAAGCACAUCCGCUUCCUGGACGACUGAAGUAGCCGGAAGGUUUUCUCCUGCUGAUGUAUCUCACGGCUGUGGGCAGCAUUCCCUCUCCAUUUGGCAAUGUUUUCUACUCCUUCGUGAUGAAUUUGCACCGAGUGAUUGUGGCCUAGUGUGGCUAGGUUUUUUGAAUGCGCUGUUUAUUUUCAGGUGAUGUCUUUAAUGGGAUACGUUUUUUUUUCUUUCUCUCUUU